Molecule: messenger RNA, 2775 nt
Organism: Thelazia callipaeda (thelaziosis nematode)
Lineage: Eukaryota; Metazoa; Nematoda; Chromadorea; Rhabditida; Thelaziidae
Source: the annotation of a GenBank genome assembly
AUGUCAUUAGUAGAAUCCGGUUGGCGACAAUUCACAUUUUUUGAGAAGCACAAUGUUUAUGAUCCAAGUAAUCCGGAACACAAAUUUAAUGGAUUAAAGAAUUUGAGAGCGUGUUGUUCAGUAUCGGGUGAUGGAUUUACUAUAUUUGGAGAACCAUCUGGUGCAAUAUUAAAAUUAUCGCGGAAUUUGGAAGAAUACUAUUGGAUAGCCCAUAAACACUCUUUGGCAAAUAUAGCACUUGCGGGACAUAUUCUCGCGACUGUUGGUGAAGAUGAAGAAGGGAUUAAUUCACUCAUUAAGUUGUGGCAGUUGGAUCGAAUUGAAAAGGAUUCCCCGUUUUGUGUCCGUGUUAUACCUCUAGGCUCUUUGUUAGGCGUUGGACACAACACGCAGGCUUGUGCUAUCGCUUUGCAUUCUUCUUUGUCACAUAUUGCUGUGGGCUUCGUUGAUUCUUCUGUUAUCUAUUGUACGGGUAAUAUUAUCAAAGAAAAAUCAGGAAAGUGGCUCUUAGUAGUGAAUGGUUCAGGUACAAGUUCUAAUGAUAAAAUCACUGGGCUCUGCUUAACCUGGAUUAGUGGACAAGAUCUUUGUAUUCUCUACUGCUUAACGUCAACAUCUGUUACGUCUUAUUCAAUUACCAAAAGAUCUGUUGCAAACAAGGUUUUGCAUGAUGCAAAAGGAUGUCUUUGUGACUGCUGGGAUUUCAGUGAAACUCGUAAUCAGUUAAUUGUUGGCAGUAGUGAGAUGGUGCAUUUCUACGAUGUGGAGCGAAGUUUAGCUGCUGAUUCAGAUAGUGGCAGAGGUCGUUGUCAUGCACUUGGACGAAACAACGAAAAAAUUCAGUUGAUUGCAUUUGGCAAUCAUAUUGCACUGCUUACUCGACAGCCAGCUGUUAUACCUUCAUCAACUGAAUUGUGGACUUACGUUGUUUCCAUAUAUGAUACUGAAGGACAGUGUGUUGCAUUUUCUUGCGCCCUUCCAUCUGUUUCUCGGAUAUUUCUGUUGGACUUUGUAUUAAUGGUUCUCAGUCAAGAUGGAACAAUUUCUGCGUUCAUGGAAAAGAGCAUUAGCUCAAAACUUGAUAUUUUGCUAAAAAAAAAUUUAUAUGAUCUUGCUGUUGGGGUUGCCAAAAGAAGUUCAGUUGCUAUGGAACAUCUCCCUGAAAUUUAUAAGAAGUAUGGGGAUUAUUUGUACAGAAGCGGAGAUUUUGAAAAUGCAGUACAGCAGUACGCGGAAACUGUCGGUUGCUUAGAACCGUCCUAUGUUAUCAAAAAGUUUCUGGAUGGAUCUCGCAUAAAAGAGUUGUGCAUCUAUCUUGAAGUAUUGCAUUCUAAAGGUAAUGCAAACAGUCACCACACAACUAUAUUGCUGAAUUGUUACACUCGCUUAGCAGAUCGAAAAAAAAUUAGUGAUUUUAUUGACCGUGAUUUCGAUUGCAAUAUGGAAACUGCAGUCCAGGUACUUCGGGCUGCAAACUUUACAGCAGAAGCAUGUCGUCUAUGUGCAAAACAGAAAUGGCACAUCGUAUUGUUAAGCAUAUUAAUUGAGGAUCGAGCCGACUAUCAAUCUGCACUCAAAUAUAUAUCAAAAUUAGACAUUUCUGAGGUCGAACAAUGCUUGGACAAGUUUGGAAAAUAUCUUUUGAUGAACAAUCCUGAGGAAACCAUGGAGUUAAUUUUGGAUAAAGCAUGUUUUGGCCAUAUUAAUGCUUUCGCUCUGAUGAAAGUAUUUGUUGGUUUGCCUUCACAGUGUCGAAAAUUUAUGGAGAAUGCGGUAAAGCACUUAGCAGAUAACGUGGACUUGCGUAAUUUGCUUUUAGAAUUUUGUCUUCGUCAAUGGGCACUGCGUGAUGAGGUUCUUCAGUAUGACAAACUUAUUGAAUACUACAUGCGACAAAACAAGCUGAAAGAAAUUAUCGAAUUAUGCGAAAAAGAGAACAGUCGUGAUCUGUGGAUGAAUGUGAUACUGUUUGUUUCUCGUGAAAAAAAUUUGGAUGCGGAUAUGAUACAUUUAUUACUCGAACGAAUCGAGGCGUUCAGUAAUAUCCAUCCACUUGUUGUUUUGGAAAUUUUUUCUAAAAGUGAUAAAUUUUGCGUUUCUCAUGUGAGAAAUUAUAUUAUCAACUGGAUGAAGCAAAGAAAUACUCAGGUUGAAACAGAUGAAAAAUCAAUUGCUGAAAACGAGGCAAAAAUGGCUAAUAUUGAAGAACAGAUUGAUAACAUUAAUUACAAGGUUCAAAUUUUUCAAAUGAAUAAAUGUUCUGCCUGCGAUACAUCUCUCCAGCUUCCAGCUAUUCAUUUUCUCUGCAAACAUUCCUACCAUGCUCACUGUCUUGAGUCUUACAGUGAGAAAGCUGAUCGUUGUCCAGCUUGUACUCAAGAUACUUUUAUUGAAAGAUUUGAAAACGAUAGUGAAAAGGACUUUUCUUCAUUCAGUGCGUAUGCUCAAUUUCGAAAUGAAAUAAAUGAAUCAGUGGACUGCAUGGCUCUUAUCUCUUCAUAUAUUGGGAAUGGUAUUUUUGACGUUUGGUGUAAAGAAAAAACGCUGAAGACUGAAAAUGAGUCAAACAUUUCUGAUCCAAAUAUCAUUAACAAGAAAUCAAAUUUGAAGCAGUUUGUCGACUGGUCAGCGUCUGAUAAAGAUUCAAUGUCGGUUCUUCCGCAUCAAUCAUUUUCUGCUUCAAAACCUGUAACUUCAUUAACAAAAUCUGCGGAAUCUACGAAUCCUUUUGAUAAUGAUGUCGAUGCCAGUAAUCCUUUCGAAGAGGACAUGUAA